UUUCUGAUGAUGUUGGUUCAAUUUUUUCUCAUAGGUUUCGAAUUUUUAAUCCUUUUAAAUAUUUAUUUUCUUUUUUCCUUUCUUCGAUAUAUCAAUUCUUUUAUUUCUCAUUCUGGAAAUUUACCCGAAGGUAGUCGUAGAAAGGCACGAGAUAAAUUGUUGCUACGUCUUCAGGAUCAUAUUGUUGAUAUCAAUGCUAUAGUUAGAUCACGAGUCUUGCAACUGUGGACUCGUCUUGCUCGUAAUUUUCAAAUACCUUUGGCAUUUAUUAAUGGUGGUUUGAUUCGAGAUGCUUGUAGCCGAUUGAUUGAUAAGUCUAUCAACGUUCGAAAAAAUGCGGCCAUUUUCUUGACUGCAGUAUUGCAAUAUAAUCCAUUUGGGCCAUCAGAUGCCUUAUUCUUCGCAUUGGAAAUGGAAAAAUGUCUGUCCACUAUAUUACGGUCGAUUGCAUCGAGCCAAGCUAGUGAACUAGCUGAAAUCAUCGGUUUUAUUGUUGAGACAAAUAAAUUUUCGAUUCGAAAUUCCGAAAAUGCUGUACGUGAAUUUUUUCGCGCAAUUUGGCGAUACGACAGUGCAGCUAAAGAAAUUAUAAUUAAAGCAGCAGCUGAUUUAUUUAUUUCUGCUAAUAAGAAUAGAGAAAUAUGUGCCAAGAAAACUGCUGAAAAUCUCAUAAGAAUAAUUCUAAAUGUUCCAGAAGAGGAACGUAUAUCUGUUGAAGAGGUUUAUUUUGUGAGAGGAACUGUUGCUGAUUUAUCAAAAUGUAUUAUCGACAGCAGUAUUAAUGUAGCCAAUUUAUCAAAAUUCUUUUUUUCAGAACUUUCUAAAAAGGUUUGUUAUCGACUACUAUGGAUUUCAAAAUAUAAACAAGCAGAUAGUUUAGUGGAAAAACUUUGUCAACGAUUGCAAAGCACCACCAGCCAGUUGGUUUUCAUAUUUUUUAAAUUGUUAUAUUCAUAUUUUAAAAAUAGAAUUUCAGAUAACAAAAUAUUUAAAUUUUAUAAAGUACUUUAG
This is a messenger RNA of Dracunculus medinensis (Guinea worm), 1011 nucleotides long. The record is from the annotation of a GenBank genome assembly. NCBI's taxonomy places the organism in Eukaryota, Metazoa, Nematoda, Chromadorea, Rhabditida, Dracunculidae.